This is a messenger RNA of Toxorhynchites rutilus septentrionalis, 3022 nucleotides long. RefSeq lists its product as uncharacterized. The transcript has 7 exons. The coding region runs from base 224 to 2860 and encodes 878 amino acids. NCBI's taxonomy places the organism in Eukaryota, Metazoa, Arthropoda, Insecta, Diptera, Culicidae. The record is from RefSeq and is a predicted model, not a curated record.
GAGUAGCAGGUGCAAAACGGUCGAGUUUAUUUCCGACCCCCUUCACGGCAGGUGCUCUUGUGUAAGGUGUGCUAAAAGUGUUCAGAUUCAGGACGGCGAAGUGAGAAUAUAGAACUUUGUAGAAGGUGUUGGGAGGAUAUUAUAGAGUGAAAUAAUCUGCAAUUAAUGUGUCUCGUGUAAAAUCGGACAAAGGAUUAUGAUUUUCUGAAUAUAAAGAAACAAAAUGAAGAACGGACUAACAUCGGCGCUGCUGGCGAUACUUGCCAUCGCACUGUGCUCGCUACCCUCGAGUCACACCCAGGAGAAUAUACAGACACGCGUAGCUCCCGGUCUGCUGGAAUGCUACGAACAACCGGAGCUGUUUGAGCGCGAUUUGCGCUUGCCCAUGACAAUGAACAUGCUGAUCGAACUGAUUCGCAAGAUUGAAGACGCACCCGAGUUCCGUCAGGACAUCCGUCAGCUAGCCAUUGGGGCACUGCAUCGAUUCCGGCAGGAUGGAAUCGUGAGGGCACCCGGAGCGCAGAAUAUUGCCGGGGUUCUACCCUUCAGUCCGCUGGGAUUCCACUUUACCAAACACAGGAUACUGUUCUCGAGGUUGUUACCGGGAAAUGCGCAAAGUUUCCCGAAUACUACCUUGACGGCGCAGGAGCGGUGCGCCCUCCAUUUCAUGCUAUCAAGUUCGAUCGAUACGAUGGUUCGCGGUGACGAGAAUGUCCGUUGCACCCAGCUAUCUCAGUAUCGCGCAGUUCGAGUGCCACGGGAUAUCGAUUUGAAGGAUAGAAGCAAACUCAGAUCGAACUAUCUGGGAGACGUCGAGAUGUUAGCCCAGCCGGAGAUGAAUCAGAUUCGAAAGCAGAUUAGGAAGUCCAAGCAGUCGGCACGCUUGGAGAUGGAUCCGGAAGAGGACCAGGCGGUCGAACCCAAGGAAGACGCCGGUGAUGCUGAAGCAAAGGAAGAGGAACCGUUGGAACCUUCGGUGUUGGUUGAAGAUGCUCUGGUGGACAUUGCGUCGAACGCGAUCAGUGCUUGCCCGGUCGAGAAUGGUGUCGUUCUCACCCAGUGGGGUACCGUAGCCGCUGGUACCGUUCUAGCUGGUAUUGCCGCCGGUCUGGAACCACAGACUGUUCAGCUUCGUGAUUUGCUUCCACCGAAAAAUGCCCAAUUUAGAGCGCGUCAGCAGGUUCAACCAAUGCGAGUGGAUAAUCGUUGGGCUGCUACGCUAUCCGGCGAUCUGGCAGAAGUAACUCUCCUGCAUGCCCCUUCGCAACCAACAAACAUUCAAGUUGGUGCGGCUGGAGCUUGGAAUGAUACCGUGUCCCCUCGUUGGUUCUUCCUAAGCCAGAGAACGGCUCUUGAAAUGACCGAUGCCGAAAUUCGGGGUGGCAUCGAUGGACUCACGUUGGCCAGUAACAUUGCCGAGUGGAGAAGCCGUGCCAAUACACUGAGGUUGAGCCAGCUCCUGGACAUGUACUACUCGCACAGGGGUGUGUUCAGUCGGCAGAUGCGUUCGUGCAAUCGACGGGAUCUCUUCUCCCAGUCGGCACCCAUUCAGAUGAUGCGAGAUCAAGCGGCGGCGUUUAGCAAUGUGUUGGACAAGGAGAUGCAGAUGGCCUUCACCGUUACCCAGAGUGCGAUCAGCCAGUUUUCUGCGGCAGCCGCUGAUGCACUCGCAAGCUAUGUUCCAUCCGCAUUGAACGAUUUAUCCUGCGAAGCAACUGCGGUAAUACCAAAUGACCCAACCAUUUGGAGAACAGCAUCGGAUUUAUUUAUAUUCGUCGAUGGUUCGUGGUCUUACAGGGAUAUCUACGCCAUCAUUAGCCACCUAUUGAACGGAUUAGACGUUGGCCGAUUCGGAACAACUUACACUAUUUUGAACGCAAUGACUGGUAGUGUGAUAAUCAAUUCGACGCAAUCGCUGUCCGACUUCCACGCUACUUAUACCAAUGCACUUCAUCAGACUCAGCAACCUGGACUUAGUAUGCCCGCGGUGCUGCGUAAUCUACGCAGCCAAAUCACCCCACUUAUGAGUGCCGAACGUACAAAUUCCAGCAUGAGUGGCCGAUCGAUGAUUGGUCUGAUCAUGCCGAACACGGCUGUCGUUAGCGAAGGUGACACCAACUAUGCUAUCGAACAGCUGCAGAUUCUAGGCGAGGAGAUACCCGAUUUGCGGUUGAUCUUCUUCGCCGGAGGUAGCCACACUCGGUUCAACCGAUUCGUUCGCGAUGAAAGCCGAGAUACGUAUCAGUUGCGUGAGCUGGGCAGCGGGGCCGUCAUCGACACGGUUCACGUGCAAACUAACCCGGUUAUCCACCGGAUCCAACAGGAGCCUCGACGUAUCGUUAAUCCACGCUGCGGACACGAUUGGAUUCAGAGUGACUGGGGAUCGAACUCGUUCAAUCAAUACGUCGAACCAGGGGGUAUUGUCUUCUACCGCUUGCAGCCGAACUAUUUCUUUCAGAAUGGCGACAGUAGGCGACUCCGAAUUCAGGGUCAUGGAUUUGCGCCGCUGAGCGUUUGUCACUCCAGAUGGGUCACACUUCCCAGAUCCAACGUAACGCAGAACUCGGAUGUGAUCCAUUGCCGCACCAUUAGCAGCGAGACGGUUGAUAUCGAUCUGUCCAGCGCAUGCGAUGGUCAGUCCGUGAUUCAUACCUGCACACCGUUAUUCUUCUCGGUCCAACAUGCCCAGCAAACCGAGGUGACCAGUACGAGAUGCAUUGAGAAUGAGUGCCGCUUCCCGGAUAAUGCCCGUUUUACCUUGAUCGUUGAUAACCUGGGUUGCUUCAGUGGUUCAGGAAAAAUGAUCGGUUCAUUGGCGCUGGUGGUUGUUGCCUUGUUGGGAAUAUAUUUUAGGCAGUAGAAAAGACGUAUGGUUCAAUAAGUUCAGUAUUCCGUCGCAUUGCUAUGUGUGACAAGCCAUUCCACAGUUCAAUCAUUCAUCGUUUAGGGCAGUGUCGAAUAGAUGUAUGUAGUUUUGUAACAACUUUUCGUUGAUUUCAGUGUGAAUAAAAUCUAAAUUAAA